AUGGGCCAACCCGGAGCCAUAGAUAUCCAGGAGCAGCCCUCCUCCGAGGACUUUCGCUCCGAGAAGCACGACAAGCCAGAACCCGCGUUCCUCAAGGCCACCAGGGACGGCAUCCCGCUGCAUCCACAGCCCAGCGAUGACCCGGAAGACCCGCUGAACUGGAGCCCGCUCCGCAAACAUGCCGCCCUUGUCGUGCUGGCCAUGGAGUCACUGAUCAUCAAGUUUUCCAAUACCGUCAUUGCCCCUGGUGCCCACACGCUCGCCGCCCAGUUCGGCACAGCUGCGUCUACGGCAUCGUACAUUGGGUCCGCCCCGUCUGUGCUCUACGCCUUCGCCCCGUUCUUGUGGAUCCCGCUCAGCCACCGCCUCGGUCGUCGCCCGGUCUUGUUGGCCAGCCACUUGGUCGCGCUGUUGGCCGCCAUUGGCGUCGGCCGUGCCCAGUCGUACUCGCAGGCGCUUGGCUGCCGCAUGCUGAUGGGCUUUGGCGGCAGCGCGGGUCUCUGCAUCAGUACUGCGGCCAUUUCUGACAUGUUCUUCUUGCACGAAAAAGGCACCCGUCUUGGGCUGAACGGCAUGCUCUUUGUGGUUGCGCCGUACAUUGGCGGUGUGGCGGGUGGUGCAAUCCAGCAGAACAAACACCUUGGCUGGCGCUGGGCCAUGUACAUUGCCGCCAUCUGCUACGCCGUGCAGCUGGUUCUGCAGUGCCUUCUCGUGCCGGAAACCAUCUACGACAAGGACGUCGCUGCUGCCGAGCCCCCCGAGGCUAAAGCGACUUUGUACCGCCGCCUUGGUUUCCGCACCCCAAAGCCUGCACCGGGCGAGACAUGGGCUGCCACGUUCCGCAUGCCGUUCUCCAUGUUCGCAUACCCCGCCGUCGUUCUGCCGUGCUUCUGGGCCUCUACUUGCAUCAUGACCGAGGUGGCCAACACGGCCGGCCUGAGUCUCAACUUUGGCUCUGGCACGCGCUUCGACUUUUCCGUCGCCCAGGUGGGCUACUGCUUCUUCGCCGGCCUGAUCGGCUCCUCCCUCGGCGAGGUCUGUGCCGGUCCGCUCUGUGACUUGACCGCCAAGCGCAGUCUGCGCAGCGGCGUCGCGUGGGUGCCCGAGAAGCUGCUCAAGCUGUUCCUGUCCGGCCUCUUCACCACGUUUGCAGGCCUGCUUGUCUACGGCUUCACCCUCGAAUACGUGCAGACGUCGCAGUGGGCAGUGCCCCUCGUCGGGCUGGGCCUCUUUGUGUUUGGCCAGGAGAUUGUCGUCACCGUGCUUCUUGCUUACAUGACCGAGUGCUACCGGGACCGUGCGGUCGAGUGCACCAUCGUCUUCCAGUUCUUCCUGAACCUCAUGUGCUUCCCGCCGCCCUUUUUCACGCCGCUCUGGAUCGCCAAGAAGGGCGGCGCCAAGGAAGCGCACGUUGAGGUUCUCGACGAUCUUGCCCAUGUCGUCGCCGUAACGCGGGUCCGAGCAGGCAUACAUGGCGCCCAGUUCUUGGCUUGUCUGCACGACGCGCUGGGCGCGUGGCCGCCGCACCGCAUCGUAGGCCGCAAACGCUGCCUCGAGAUCCUGCCAGCGAGCCACGCGACCGAGCACGUGCGAAAGGAUGAGGGCGUCUUCGAUGCUCAUGCCGGCGCCCGAGGCCUGGUGCGGCGUUGUGGCGUGGGCCGAGUCGCCGAGAAGGCACAGCAGGCCAUUGUAGUAUGUAGAUGUCUGGAUGUGAUGGUGGAGCGCCCACUGCACGGGCUCGGCACAUUCGAUGAGCUUGACGAGACGAUCGUCGACAUUGAGGAAAUCCAUGCGGAUCGUCUCCAGAGGAACACGGCGGGUCCACUGUGGGUGUGUCCACGGCCCAUCCACAAAGCGACACGCCACUAUGUUGCAUUCAGUGCCGGACGAGAUGGGAUACGUCAUGAUGUUGACACCCGGCCCGUUGAAGCACUUGGCAUCACCGGCAUACUCUGCGCCGAGCACGGUCUGAGCUGUGGCCAUGGGCACGAUCGAGCGGACACACCGACCUUCACUUGCAAACUGCUGCAUGUCCGUCACGCGCUUGUUGAACUGCACGGCAUUGUCCGGGAUUUUGCUGGUAAGGAUGUUCAACAGGUCGCGGCGAUGUGCGCUGGUCCGCUCGUAGCAUUCGGCGCCAAAAGGUCGAGGUGUCCAUCCGCGCGUCUCGCCGAGCCCAGGCUCCGCAUACAUGGCUUCCAUGGCCACGUGGAGCUUCUCUUCCGACAGGUUGCCCGAGGAAAUGGUGUCGUAGAGUGCCCGCAGCUCGGGGCUGAUGAGAUACAGGGCCCGGAGAGCGUUCGGGCCAAGACCGACGCCAGCGCCGAUGACGCUGUACUGUGCGGCGGACUCGUAUAUGGUAAAGGCCACGUUGUUGCGGAGACAGCCCACGGCCAGGGAUAG
This is a messenger RNA of Sporothrix brasiliensis 5110, 2403 nucleotides long. RefSeq lists its product as uncharacterized. Gene Ontology annotation, molecular function: transmembrane transporter activity. The transcript is spliced from 5 exons. Gene Ontology annotation, biological process: transmembrane transport. Lineage: Eukaryota; Fungi; Ascomycota; Sordariomycetes; Ophiostomatales; Ophiostomataceae. The record is from RefSeq and is a predicted model, not a curated record. Bases 1 to 2403 code for a protein of 800 amino acids.